This is a messenger RNA of Eimeria mitis, 1242 nucleotides long. RefSeq lists its product as uncharacterized. The record is from RefSeq and is a predicted model, not a curated record. Bases 1 to 1242 code for a protein of 413 amino acids. The transcript is spliced from 2 exons. Lineage: Eukaryota; Apicomplexa; Conoidasida; Eucoccidiorida; Eimeriidae.
AUGGCGCCCUUUAGGCAACAGCAGCCGCAGCAACCGCUGCAGGAGAAUGAUCCACAACCCCAGCACCCGCAUCAGGUGCAACAACAACAGCAGCAGCAGCAGCAGCAGCAGCAGCAACUACACCAGCGGCAGCUGCAGCAACGGAAUGCUAGGCGACCCCUCACGGGAGAUCAGAAUAUCCCCACCAACAGAAAUAACCAGCAGCGCCUGUUAGAGUCUGCAACGGCUGCUCCAGGUAGUCCUGCAGCAGUUGCUGGAAUUAUGAAUGCAGCGCCUGCAGCAGCAGCAGCAGCAACAGCAGCAGCAGCUGACCCUAUCCGUCCUGAGCUUUCCACGCAUGAACCCCUGCCGACGCAACAAGUGGCGCCGCAGAGGUUAUCAACAGCAGCAGCAGCAGCAGCAGCAGCACCAAGAGCAGCAGGAGCACCGACAGCAUACGACGUAGCUUUCUCUCUACACGACAGCAGUCUUCCUCCUAGGGUAGACUUUCUUCCUCCUUUCCCUCAUCGUCUGCUGCGCGGAUCCAACGCAACUCUGCAACAGCAACAACGACAGCCCCUGCAGCGUCGGGAGCAGCAGCAGACACAGCAGCAGCAGCAGCAGCAGCAGCAGCUUCUACACCCCAUACAGCAGCAGCAGCCGCAGCAGGAAGAGCAACUGUCUUGCCUCCCUUCAAUUCAGAACGAGGAAGCCUCUACGGACGGUGGUGCUCGGCCAGCUCCCGCAACUCGACCAGCAGCAACAGCAGCAACUGCAGCAUCAGCAGCAGCAGCAGCAGCAGCAGCAGCAGCAGCUCCUGGUACAGCACGGUGGCAGUGUGUGCGGGGGCGCCCGGAUACCCGAGGUGAAGGCGCGCAGCAGCAGGAGCGGUGGGGGAACCACGAGCAGCAUAGACGGCGGCGGCUGCAGCAGCACCAGCAGCAUCUGGGGCCGAAUCAACAGCAGCAGCAGCAGCAGCAGCAGCAACAGCAGCAGCAGCAACAUGCUCACCUGCGUCGGCUCGCCGGGCAUCAGCUGGCUCAGCAGACGCGACUGCCGCAGCAGCAGAUGCUGCAGCAGCAAAUAUGCAGUGUAUGCUUUCCCUUCACUUGUGGGUGCAUGAGCAACGAAAUUGUCGCUCGUGUAGCAGCUAACAGCAGCAGCAGCAGCAGCAGCAGCAGCAGCAGCAGCAGCAGGACCGGCGUAAACAGGGGAUCCAUGUAUGGUUUUUCUCCUGGGUUGACGGGAGAGUCGCUCGUGUAG